AUGUCCUAUUAUUGCCAUUCAGGUCUGUUAACAAAUAAGUUUAACAAUCUGAUCAAACAUACGGAAGAUGGUAUUCUGGUUCUCAAUAAUGCUGCUGAUACUUUAGAGGCACAAGUUGAAAACCUAUCUGAUGAGGAGCGCAGAUUGGAUCAGCAAAUAAGAGAAAUGCAGGAAAGGUUGAGGGACCUAAGCGAAGAUGAAAGCAAUAAGAAAUGGCUUUUUGUCACUGAAGACAUCAAGGGCUUACCUUCAGGGAGUAGAUUUUAA
Molecule: messenger RNA, 267 nt
Organism: Prunus armeniaca (apricot)
Lineage: Eukaryota; Viridiplantae; Streptophyta; Magnoliopsida; Rosales; Rosaceae
Source: the annotation of a GenBank genome assembly